AUGUUAUUAUUCUAUUUCUUUCUAUUAUUUCUCAGUAAAACUCGCGGAAAAUUUUUAUCAGCGUCAGAAACAUCAUCAUUGUUUUUCAUACGAAAUAUUCGUUUAUCAACCAAUGAUCAACAAUAUCUUAUUCAAUGUCCAUAUGGUUUAAAUCAUUUACGCGUUCAAUUAUUUAAUUAUUCAAAUGAAAAUUGUUUUAAUUUAUAUUCAGUAUCGAAUAAUAAUCCAUGUGUGAACCAUCUAUCUCCAUGUCAAUUUCACGCUAAACGUAUUCCACUUCGUUGCAAUCGUUAUUUAUAUUCGAAAAAUGUUGAUAUUACUUAUCAAUGUUCAAACAAAGAAAUGAUAUUUUCUAAUAUAAAACGUAAUAGUUUAAGUAACACGAGUAAUCCAUCCAAUUCAGAAGAAAAUAUGGCUCUAUUUCUCAUUGGUUUGUGUACAAUUAUUAUUUUUUGGGUGAUUAUUUUUGCAAUUUGUUAUAUUUAUUAUUGUAAUGAUCACGAAGAACGUGAUUUACUUUUCCAGCAAACUUAUUUACAAAAUGAUAUAAUUGAUUUUAAUUUUUCAUCCAUGAAAAAUCAUUCAAUGACUAUUGAUAAUCUUUGCCUUCGUGUCAAUCCAUUCGAAAACAAUCAUAUAACAACAUAA
Rotaria socialis is the source of this 648-nucleotide messenger RNA. Lineage: Eukaryota; Metazoa; Rotifera; Eurotatoria; Philodinida; Philodinidae. The record is from the annotation of a GenBank genome assembly.